UCCUCCCAGCUCAAAGAUGGCAGCCAUGGCACACAGAUGAGAGACGACACGAAUUUAGGAGUUUUGUCAUGAAACCACAUUGGAGUAUACAGCUGUUACAUGCAUGGCUUUAAAAUGACAGUGAUAUAAAUUGUCACUGCCGAUGUGUUCUUUGACUAAAUCAAUUUAAGGAAUUAGAAACAUCAUGUUUUUCUGUGUGCUAAGCUAGCAAGCUACGUUUAGCAAAUACAUGAGCUUGCCUCUUCUAGCAAACAAGAAGAAAGCAGCUGCUCUGUAUACCGUGUGUUGACCCUUUGCAAGCUCAAUUUCAUCAUGGCCAUCACUCAGUUCCGCCUUUUCAAGAUCUGCACGUGUCUAUCCACCAUCCUUUCCUUCUUUAAAAGGUUGAUAUGCAGGAGCGGAAGGGGUCGUAAGCUCAGCGGUGAUCAAAUAACUCUCCCGACAACAGUGGAUUUCUCAUCCUCUGUACCAAAACAGCCAGAGAUCGAAGAAUGGAGCUCUUGGGAUGAAGAGGCUCCCACAAGCAUUAAGAUUGAAGGUGGCAACGGAAACGUUUCCCCUACAGGGAACGAGAUGGACCAAGAGCCCGACUACUUCAAAGACAUGACCCCCACCAUCAGGAAAACACAGAAGAUAGUGCUGAAGAAAAGGGAGCCGUUAAACUACCUGGUACCCGACGGCUCAGCAGGUUUCUCCAGCAGACUGGCAGCCUCUCAGGAUAUGAUGUCCUUCAAUCCACCUUCAGCUGAGCUGGGAGAAAUGGAUACCUGGCAGGAGAACUCCAACGCCUGGGAGGACGAGUCGGAAGCUGCGUGGGAGGCAGAGGUGGUGCUCAGACAACAGAAGAUGGCUGAGAGAGAAAAGAGGUCAAUGGAGCAGCAAAGGAAGAAGAUGGAGAAAGAUGUUCAGAGGCUCACGAAGAAGGAGCAGAAGAUUGCCGUCAAGCUUUCGUAACAUUUUCAGAGAUGCUCUUUUUUUGAGCCAAAGGAAUGGGAGGGGGGCAAGGACACUGAAUCAAUCGUCGUCUUUGAAGUCAACAUACCAAACAGGAUUUCCACCCUUCACUACUUAUCUGUCAGAAAUCUGUCCUACUUCCCCCCGUUUCCACCAGCAGCCAUUUUAGUCUGUUUUCCAGCUGUUGCAGUCUGAAAUGCAUCAUUGUCGAGGCCAGACAAUGCUCUUGGUCUACUCGCUAUUUAUGUGGCGGGGUCAUUGUGCUCUUUGAGGGGGCUGUAUUUUCGGGAUACAGGUAAGCUGAGGUUAAACGUCAGAUGUGGCAUUAGAGGGUACCAUUUAGAUUAAGAUUGGGUCUGUUGGGUAGCGAGGAACAAAAAAAAUGUUGUUUCUUUCCCAGGAACAUUUGUAAAUAAAUAGGUACCAACCUUUUUGAAACCCUAUAAGGGAGUACAUUUCCCUUCUCUGUCUUAUUUAUAAGGAGUUUAAUUUCAAGCAUCACUGUCCACCAGUGACAUCCUUUGGUUUGCUUGAUUGUUGUGCUUUUAUAUUCAUUGUCUAAAAACUAUGUUUUCUUCCCUCUCUAAUGAAUAAUGCUUGAUAUUUUACACUAGCCCCCUGUCCUGUGCAACCCUUCAUACACUGUAAACCUCUUAUAAAAUGAAUGCUGACGAUUUUAAUUAUGAGUAAGGAUGAAUGACCAUAGACUAGAAUCUAGCCCAACUGUGAGUGUUAGCUGUGGGUUCCUAUGGUAAUCACAUGGCUAUUGAUCUGCCAUUCAUUCUCCUCCUCUGUCAGCUUGUGACAUUGAAGGAACAACUUCAGUUAUCAGGGCUUUCAUUUUUUUAAUGAUUUUUUUUUUUUAAAGGGAAUGGUGAUAUUGCUUUGCUCCUUAACGGUUGUUAGUCUCACUGCAUACGCACUGUCUUUCUAAAACACGGAUGCCUAUCACAGUGUCAUCUCCAACCAGUUACUGUGCUCGAUAAGAUGAAAUGGGCUUUGACUGAGCAUCCCAUAAUGCAUUAUGAUGAAUUCACCAAUCAGUGUUGGAAAAAUAUCUGCACCGUUUCUAAUAGGCAAGCUGUUGUCAUGGAAACAUGAGGUGAAAAAGGAUUUUCUUUUUUAUGAAUUGAAAUCUACAGACGGGACACACAUAUCUCUGUUGUGUUACCUCAUCGAUGAGUCCUUUAUCAGGUAACCAAAAGUACAUUUUUUGCAAGCUAAUUGUUUGGUUGUUAUCGAGGAAUGAAAUGAUAACAUACUCUGUUCAAAUUAAAAUGAUGAAAUAUCAGCUUUAAUUGAAAUGCAUGUGUAUUUUUUAAGGUAAUGUUUGCCAAACUUUAAUUUGUGUUUCAUUGAGUAAAGCUAUAAGUUGUUCUGCUUUGAAAUUUUCCCAAUGAGUCAGAGAAUCCCUUGUUUCUAUUUUAUUUCUUGUUCACGUGUAAGACUUAAAAUAAUUGUCACGAUUAAGCAAAAACAAGGUACAGAAACUAAAUUUAUCCAGAAGGAUUUAGCAGAUUGUAAUACUUGCUGUAUUGGUCCAAACAAAGGUUUUUAAUAAACUGAUUUGAGUCAUACCCCUUA
Molecule: messenger RNA, 2538 nt
Organism: Pungitius pungitius (ninespine stickleback)
Lineage: Eukaryota; Metazoa; Chordata; Actinopteri; Perciformes; Gasterosteidae
Gene: ebag9
Product: estrogen receptor binding site associated antigen 9
Exons: 7
Coding region: 313-954 (213 amino acids)
Cellular component (GO): secretory granule
Source: RefSeq, a predicted model, not a curated record